GCUCGCGCAGAGACGACGGUGACCGAGGACGACCUGCUGGUGUCGACGAUGACCGCCGUCGGGCCGUGCCAGCUGGUGGAAUCCACACGGGUGGCGUGCGAGGGGCUGCUGGCCUUGGACGAGGUCGCGCCCAGCAUCCCGGAAGAAGCCUGGCCGGACGUUACGACGCUCGCCAUAGAAAACGGGAGGUUCCUGACCCUGACCUUGGAUGAUCUGCUGGAUCUGCCUUAUUUACACACGCUAAUCUUCAAUCAUAGCCAAGUGUCGCGAUGGGCGGUGCCCACGAGGAAGGGCGUCCCCUCCAUCAGCCACCUCGUCCUCCGCGAGUGCUGGGACGCCGAGGACCAGACGCUCUCGCUCACCAGGAAGAUGAUGCUGGGUCUGAAGGGCCUCGAAGAGAUCCAUAUCCUCGACUCUCUCCUCCUCAACCUCGAGUUCAGUGUUCUCGAGGCCGAGAAGCCACUACAGCUCCUGCGCAUCGAGGGCGGCAGCCUCGUGUGCAAGAACGGCAACCUGUGGAUACUUUUCUGGCUGGUGUCGGGGCAGAUCAGCGUGAGCGAAGACACCACCUGCUUCCGCGACACCACCAGCCUCGUGUUCUACUUCAGCUUCAACGGACACCCGUUCCUGCACAUCAUGGGCUACCUCAAGGAGGCGGUGCGUGACUGCCCGAGGUUGUGCUCCUGCGAGGUCCGUGGCAUGAAGCCGACGGGGAAGCCGCUGCAGUACGCGGCGUGCGAGGGGCGCGGCGUCACGUCCCUCCCGCUCACCCUCCCAAGGUUCACGUCGCAGCUCUACCUGACGAACAACAAAAUAACCGAUAUCGACACGCUUUUCACCAAUGAGAACUACAGAAACUUGGACCACGUUAAUCUGAAGAACAAUAAGAUUUCUUAUAUCGAUGGAGAUUUGUUCUACAACUAUGUCAAGAACCGUUCUCACAACAUGCACAUCAACUUGUCAAACAACCGCUUGAGAACGGUCCCCAUCUGGGCGCUGCGGAAGGUGCACGAGGACGGCAGGGACUCCAACCUCACCAUCUACAACCUCAUCGAGCUGCGGGGCAACCCAUGGGACUGCCGGAACUGCUCCUUCGUCGGGGAAUUCAGGGACUUCUACCAAGAGCUCCUGCGCCACGAGGCUGUGAACAUCUUUACCCACGCGACCGAGAUCCGCUGCGGCGCGAGGGACACGGCGCUGGAUGAGCAGGAAGAGGAGGACGCUGAGGACUCACACGCAGGAAUGUCCUUUCUCGUGACGAGUCCUGAGGUUUUGUGUCCGCCGGAGACCUCACCCUUCCUCCUGAAAGAUGCUAUCUACACGAUCCUGGCGGUGGCGCUGUUGGGGUUUGUCGUAGGACUCUCGUAUGCCGUGCACGUGACUAAGAAGCGAGGGCAGCUCUUCCAGUUGCUGCAGUGAGCGUGGCUGAGUUUGUGUUUGCAGCAGAGUCGUACAUGGUUUGUUGACUUGGGUAGAGGCAGGUGACCUCUUGUCCAUUGUAAAUAUUGUAAUAUUUUGUGGGAAUCGUACGUGAAACAAGGAGUGGGGCGACCGUAGACUUCUGAUCAAGGGCCUUGUAUACGCGUUUUAAUUGAGAAUCAAAGUGAACAUUGGAAAGGUGGUCAUUGAGUCAUUAGGCAUUUUUAGAGAAUUAUAUUUUAACUCACAGAAUAAAAUGAAUGAUAUAGAAGUUGAUGUUCGAAUUAAGAGUAAGAUGAACAAUGCAGUGCAGGCCAUGCUCAUUUAUAUUAUGUCGAUCACACACACUUAAUGUAUAAAGAGCUUCUAAUAAACACCUUUGUUCCUA
This is a messenger RNA of Penaeus monodon (black tiger shrimp), 1807 nucleotides long. Its product is annotated as slit homolog 1 protein-like. Gene Ontology annotation, cellular component: plasma membrane. The record is from RefSeq and is a predicted model, not a curated record. Lineage: Eukaryota; Metazoa; Arthropoda; Malacostraca; Decapoda; Penaeidae.